ACUUUGACCUCCGGCUGUGCAUGCUGGAAAAUGGAAACUCAGUGAGGAAACGUGGAUAGUAAAAGCUUUCACUAAUAAUUAUUAAACUGAGCUUUGGCAGAGCGGUUCUGUCCCAUGUUUUGUUCCGAUCGGAUUCAUUAAUUUGACUCCUGAACGCAGCUCAACGAUGGGGAAGCCACAGAAGAAAAAGAGUCUUGCUGACAAGGUCCGCAAAACCAAGACCUCCACCGAGAUCAAAAACAACCCUUUUGAGGUGAAAAUCAACAGAAAGAAGUUUGAUGUUCUCGGCAGAAAAAGCAAACACGAUGUGGGUCUGCCAGGUGUAUCCAGAUCCAAAGCCAUCACUAAGAGGAAAGAGACCCUCCUGAAGGAAUACAAACAGAAGAACAAGUCCAGCAAAUUCAUUGACAGACGCUUUGGAGAGUAUGACACCAAGAUGGCACCAGAAGACAAAAUCCUACAGAGGUUCGCUAUGGAGAGACAGCGUACCCAUGAAAAGAAGGAUGUGUACAACCUAAAUGAGGAGGAAGAGCUGACUCAUUAUGGCCAGUCCUUGGCUGAAAUCGAAAAAUUCAAUGACACUGUGAAUAGUGACGAUGAAUCAGAAGAGAAAGGUCUUUUAUCAGCUGAGCUGACUGCCUCCCACUUUGGAGGAGGAGGAGGCCUGCUGAGGAAGAAAGCAUCAGGGGACCAGCAGGAGGAGGAAGGAAGCCAGAGGGCCAAGUCCAGGCAGGAGCUCAUUGAAGAGCUCAUCCAGAAGUCCAAGCAGGAGAAGAGGGAACGACAGGUGCAGAAAGAGGAGGCACAGGAGCUGACUGAGAAGCUGGAUCAGGAGUGGAAAAGCAUCCAGGCUCUGAUGGUGAAAAAGACGCCCAAAGCUGAACGUACCGACACACCGGAAGAGAAACCCAAACUGGAUGAAUAUGACAUGAUGGUCAGAGAGCUCGGCUUUGAGAUGAAGGCUCAGCCCUCAGAGAAAAUGAAAACCCCAGAGGAGCUCGCCAGGGAGGAGAGGGAGAAGCUGCAGAAACUGGAGGCUGACCGUCUGAGGAGGAUGAUGGGAGAUGAAGGCGGGGACAGUUUGCAGAGUCAAAUCCACAUAUCUGCUGAUGAUCUCAAUGAUGGCUUCAUCCUGGACAAACACGAUAAGAAGACUCUGGCUUAUCAGGAUGGAAAAUGGAACAUCGGGGAGGAACUGGAGGAAGAUAAGAAUGAAAAUGGAGAAGAGGAAGAGGAAUCUGAUGCAGAGGAGGAAAGUGAAGAUGGAGAUGAAGAUGAUGAAGAACAGGAAGAAGAAGAAGAGGAGGAGGAGGGCAGUGAAGAAGAAGAAGAUGGCCACUCAGACUUGGACUCUGAGCAAGGAAGCGAGAAUGAGGAGGGAGAACAGGAGGAUGAAGAGAUCAGUGCCAAACCAAAGAAGAGCCUCACUACAGAGGAAAUAAAGGCCCAGCAGGAGGCAGCUAAAGCAGAGCUCCCUUACACAUUUGCUGCCCCAGAGAGCUACAGCGACCUAAAAGAUUUGCUCCAUGGUCACACCCCUGACAACCAGCGCCUCAUUGUGGCCAGGACUCAGAAGUGCAACCACCCUAGUUUGGCUGUCGGCAAUAAACUCAAACUUCAGAAACUGUUUGGCUUUCUGUUGGAGUACAUUGGAGAAGUGGCCACCAGGAGUCCCCCUGAACUUACCACCAUAGAUAAGCUCAUACCUGAGUUGUACGCUCUGUGCCAGAUGUUUCCACAAGCAGCCUGUCAGGCCAUGCAGACUGUCCUCGGUGAUGCUGGUCACAGCAUGGAGGAAGUGGUUGAAGUCAAAGGGCAUGCUGCUUUCCCCACGCUAGACAUGCUCAUCUACUUGAAGGUGACAGCCCUGCUGUUUCCUACCUCAGACUUCAGACACCCAGUUACAACUCCAGCACUGCUUUACAUCAGCCAGACUCUCACUAAGUGUCCGGUGAGAUCAUUACAGGACGUGACAUCAGGUUUGUUCCUGUGCUGUCUGGCAGUGGAGUACAUCUCUUUUUCAAAGCGCUUCCUGCCAGAGCUCAUCAACUUUCUGUCUGGAACACUUCACCUGGCAGUGCAGGACAAGACUUCUUUAGGUUACACAGUGGUACCACCUUUCAGGCCAUCUGGGAAAUACAGUGACCUGCUGGUGUUGUCGGCCUCAGAGUCAUGCAAGAGCUGGAGCAAGAAAAGCCUGCCGAUGUCUGCAACCCAAAACCUGGAGCUAAACAAUGACCUGGACAGAGACAACCACAGGUUAAUGUUACUGUCUACUUGUCUAGACUUGGUGAAGAGAUGCUGCCUGCUUUACAAAGACCUCACGUCCUUUAAGCACAUCUUCCAGCCAAUUAGGACGCUUCUUUCCAAACAUCUUGCCAUUCAAACAUUACCAGAGCCCUUGCAGGAGCUUCACAGCAAGAUCUUGGAGACCAUCAGCAGCGCUCCUGUGACUCACAGACCGCUAGUUUUUGAGAAGAAGAAGCCGAUUCCUCUGAAGUUGCUCACACCUAAGAUAGUUGAAGUGUUGGACUACGGAAAGAAGCGUGGCAGCACCAGAGAGGAAAAAGAGAGGGAGCGAUUGAAGCACAAGUACAAGAAGGAGUUCAAGGGCGCUCUGAGGGAGAUCAGGAAGGACUCGCGCUUCUUGGCCAGAGAGAAACUCAACGAGGUCAUGAACAGGGAUGCAGAGAGAAAGAGAAAAGUGAAAGAGCUCUUUGGCAGCUUGGCCACUCAGGAGGGAGAGUGGAAAGCCCUGAAGAGAAAGAAGAAGAAGUGAAAUAUCGAUUCUCAGUCACCAGUUUCCUUCAUCACCUCUUCUUUUACGUAUGGACUUAUUCAGAUGAGCUGUGGAUAACUUGUACAAGGUUAAAAUUUGUAGAAUUAACUCUUUGUACUGCUUUUUUUUAAUCAUUAUCCUUCAGCUUCCCUGUUAAAGACACAUUUUCUGCUGUCUGAGAAGUUGCUGACGUGAUUCACUGUCAAAUGUGGCCGAUGUGGGCGUUUGACGUGACAAUUAGAUACUGUUGUUGGAGGUGUCAGUCAACAAAGCAGUGAAUAUUUUGAUGACAUUCUCCUUUUUAUUGCCACAGAAACCAUCAUGAUAAUGUGCUAAAAUACAGGAAGAAUACAAAACAUUAUCUUUAUUGUGUCAUAUGUCCUGUCGGCAAUGGAUAUAUUCUCCAGGAUUACUACAAUCAUGAUAAGAAUUCUAAUAAAGUCGCAGUCAAAUGCUUUGGGUA
Amphiprion ocellaris (clown anemonefish) is the source of this 3242-nucleotide messenger RNA. RefSeq names its product NOP14 nucleolar protein homolog (yeast) (gene nop14). The coding region runs from base 167 to 2779 and encodes 870 amino acids. Lineage: Eukaryota; Metazoa; Chordata; Actinopteri; Pomacentridae. Gene Ontology annotation, cellular component: nucleolus; small-subunit processome; Noc4p-Nop14p complex. The record is from RefSeq and is a predicted model, not a curated record. The transcript has 19 exons. Gene Ontology annotation, biological process: maturation of SSU-rRNA.